AAUGCCAAUCAUUUUGUCUCCUUUUGCAUUCCUCUUUCCCUUCCUCAAGUGCCACACCAAAUUGGUUGUAAAUAAAUCCUCCCAACGGUACAUCUCCGACGCCGAUGAAACCCGACCCGGCCGGCUGCACUCAUCAUGGUCAUGGAGCCUUCUUCCCGCCUGAAGUAUCUCCUUCCCUCUCUCCUCCUUCUCUUGUUCAUAUCUGGUUGCUUAAACUCGGUAGCUGGACCUGUCCCCGGAAACGAGUCGGACAGACUCGCCCUGCUCGACUUCAAGAGCCUCAUCACCCAGGACCCGCUCCAAAUCCUCAGCUCAUGGAACGGGUCGGUCCAUUUCUGCAACUGGGUCGGGGUUUUCUGCAACCCGUCAAACUCCAGGGUCCAGAUUUUGAGUCUCCAGUCUCAGAGAUUGAGCGGCUCCUUGCCUCCUUCAUUGGGCAACCUCUCUUACCUCACCGCCAUCAACCUCCGAAACAACAGCUUCCGCGGCCAAGUCCCUCCUCAAAUCGCCCGCCUCUCUCGCUUGCAGCAAAUCAACUUCACUUUCAAUUCCUUCUCCGGGGAAUUCCCUUCCAAUCUCAGCACUCCCGACCUCACUGUUCUUGACCUCGCCGGGAACAACUUCUCCGGCCAGAUUCCCGACUCCCUGGCGUCUAAGUCCAGGUUGGUUUGGCUGGACCUCGGCUUCAACAGCCUGACCGGAAUUGUCCCCAGAUGGCUGGGGAAUAUGUCUUCGCUCGCUGUUCUUUCGGUUGGUCCCAAUUAUUUAGUAGGAAAUGUACCGGACGAGCUCGGCAAGCUUUCCAGGCUGGGGUUCUUCCAGCUAUACGACAACUCUCUCACUGGUACCAUUCCUCCUGCGAUUUACAAUAUCUCGUCGCUCUACUACUUCUCUGUUGUUCAGAACCAAUUGCACGGCCAGCUUCCGACGGAUGUCGGCCUCACGCUGCCAAACCUGCGAACAUUUGCCGGCGGCGUGAAUAACUUUACCGGCGAGAUUCCUGUUUCAUUAGCGAAUGCAUCUGGGCUUCAGAUUAUCGAUUUUGCUCAGAAUGGCUUUACUGGGAAAAUUCCUCAUAGCCUGGGAGGUUUGCAAGGCUUAACCAGGCUUAAUUUUGAUCAGAAUAGGCUUGGAAGUUAUGACAUUGGAGGAAUGGACUUUCUUGCUGAUUCACUGUUUAAUUGCUCGAAUCUGGUGGUCCUGGGCUUGUCCAGAAACAAGUUUGGGGGAACUCUGUCAAACUCCAUAGCUAAUUUGUCCAGUCAACUGCAAAUCCUCACUCUGGGAGAGAAUCAGAUUUCAGGAACGAUUCCUGAUGGGAUAGGGAAUCUGGUGAGCUUGGCAAGUCUGGGUUUGGAAGGGAACUAUUUUACAGGCAGUGUACCAAACAGCAUUGGGAAGCUUCAGCAAUUGGAGGGUUUAAAUCUCAAUUACAAUAGAUUGUCUGGACAAAUUCCUUCCUCCAUUGGUAACUUGACCAGAUUGACCAGGCUUUUCAUGGAGGUAAACCGGCUAGAGGGAAGCAUUCCUCCCAGUCUGGGGAACUGUCAAAAUCUGCAGAAUUUGAAUAUUUCUUCCAACAGACUCAGUGGAAGCAUACCCAGAGAAGUUAUGGGGCUUUCCUCUCUCUCAAUUUCCUUGGUUUUGUCCAGUAAUUUCUUGACAGGUGGAAUACCACCUCAAGUUGGGAAUUUGAACAAUCUGAUGAACUUGGAUCUGUCAGGGAACAAGUUGACAGGUGAAAUCCCUGGAACAAUUGGCAGUUGUAUAAGCUUGGAGAGCCUAAGCUUGCAGGGGAAUGAUUUCCAAGGCAAAAUUCCAGAUUCUCUCAAAUCCUUGAGAGGGAUAAAGAGCCUGGACUUUUCAGGAAACAACUUUUCGGGUAACAUUCCUGAAUUCCUCACCACACUCUCUUCCCUCGCCCAUCUUAACCUCUCUGAGAACAAAUUCACAGGGGAAGUUCCAAGCAAAGGUAUAUUCGGAAACUACACAGCCUUCUCUAUAGCUAGAAAUUCCAGACUCUGCGGUGGAAUCCAAAAUUUACACCUGCCUUCAUGCACCCAGGAGACGAGGCAGAACAAACCCACUAAAUCUCUUAACCUCAAGAUCGUCAUUCCAGCAAUUUUGAUAGCCAUAUCUGCUGCUGUUAUGGCCUUUUGUCUUGCUGUAAUCCUUGUUAGAAAAAGAAGAAAGAAAGAAAGACCCUCAUCGGCAAGAAGCUUGGAAGUUGACCUUGCUUCAGAGCAGGACUACCAAAUAGGAGGCCUUUUAUCUUAUUCGGACCUCCUGAAAUCGACAGAUGGCUUUGCUGCUGAAAACUUGGUGGGUUCAGGAAGUUUUGGUUCUGUCUACAAGGGAGCCUUAUCUGAUGAAAGAACGACGGUGGCAGUUAAGGUUCUGAACCUUCAGCAGCAGGGUGCUUCGAAGAGCUUCCUGGACGAAUGCAAUGCUUUGAAAAACGUCAGGCACAGGAAUCUGGUUAAGAUCAUGAAUGUCUGCUCAACUGUAGAUCGACGAGGGAAUGAGUUCAAAGCUAUAGUCUUUGAGUUCAUGCCUAAUGGAAGUCUUGAAGAUUGGCUUCAUCAUCAAGACCGAGCUAGAAGGCUGAGCCUUGCGCAGAGACUUAACAUAGCUAUUGAUGUUGCUGCCGCACUGGAAUACCUACACCAUCAUUGCGAAACUCCGAUUGCUCACUGUGAUCUCAAACCCAGCAACAUACUUCUGGACCAGGACUUGACGGCACGCGUGGGUGACUUUGGAUUGGCAAGUUUUCUCUUUGAUGGAAACCAACCGUUGCUAUCAGUGAGCUUGAAGGGUUCAAUCGGCUACAUUCCUCCAGAGUAUGGACAGCGCGGCCGAGUUACAGUGAUGGGAGAUGUUUACAGCUUUGGGAUACUGAUUCUGGAGAUGUUCACAGGGAAAAGACCUACUGACGAAAUGUUCAAAGACGAUUUGAGCAUUCACCAGUUCGUGGCAAUGGCGUUGGCAAGGGGUCAUGUCAUUGACGUUGUUGAUGCAUCGAUGCUUGUUGAUGAAGAAAUAAAUGGUGGUGGUGAUGAUGAUGAUGAUGAUGAUGGCUGUGGAAGGGAAGAAGAGAAGGGAAUGAUGUGGGCUGCUGUGGGUACUCUUUCAGGGAAGGAAAAAGUUGGAGAAUGCUUGAUCGAAAUAAUGAGAGUCGGACUGGCUUGUUCUGUGACGUCUAGCGGGAAUCGGAUAGGAAUGAGCGUUGCUGUAAAUAAACUGCAAGAUAUUAGGGAUUCGUUGCGCAGAUGAUAAGGAGGCGAACUUCAAGAGGAGUCAACAAACCCAUUGAUCAGAUUGGCAAGCACAGUCAUUUUCUACCUGAAAACCAUAUCCAAUCUGUAGUUGCAAGAUAUGUAUAUAUAUUUCUUUCUUUGUUUUGGAUAGGUGUGACUGAGAUGUAUUGUAUUUGUGUAAAUCAGAUGUUACAACUUACAACACAAAUUUUUGUAAAGGGGAAGUUUUUUUUUUUUUUUUAUUGAGAUAAAAUUAAAGAAGUUGA
This is a messenger RNA of Linum trigynum, 3523 nucleotides long. NCBI's taxonomy places the organism in Eukaryota, Viridiplantae, Streptophyta, Magnoliopsida, Malpighiales, Linaceae. The record is from the annotation of a GenBank genome assembly.